Mytilus californianus (California mussel) is the source of this 6180-nucleotide messenger RNA. Its product is annotated as CBY1-interacting BAR domain-containing protein 1-A-like. The record is from RefSeq and is a predicted model, not a curated record. Gene Ontology annotation, cellular component: ciliary transition zone; ciliary basal body. NCBI's taxonomy places the organism in Eukaryota, Metazoa, Mollusca, Bivalvia, Mytilida, Mytilidae. Bases 73 to 1353 code for a protein of 426 amino acids. Gene Ontology annotation, biological process: cilium assembly. The transcript has 8 exons.
CAGAAAAGGUUCAAAGUGAAAAAAAAAAUAAUCUAGAAUGUGAAUAUUUCACCCAGUUUUUUUUACCCUAAAAUGAAUCGAUCGGGGGCAGAAAUACGAGCAAGGCCACAACCACAAGUUAUUCAGAAUGUCAGAAUGAGUGAACAACAGUCCAAAAUGAUCCAAGACCGAGUAAGCUUUGUAGAAAAACAUUUUGGACAUUUGUGUGACACAAUGUCAUCAAUAACUAGAAAGUGUGCCAGACUUAGGGAUAAAGGUGACGAGUUAGCAAAGAAUUUAGUGGACUACACUGAGGCAGAGUCAAUGAAUCCCAGUAUUGUUAGAAAUAUUAGUGAAUUUGCUUCAAAUAUAUCUACUAUACAGGAUUAUAGACAGGCAGAAGUGAUGAGGUUAGACACAAAGGUUAUACAGCCCCUUAUGAACUAUGGAAUAAAAUGUAAACAAACAAAAAAUGACUUAAAAUCUGCAUUUGCUGCCCAGGAUCGUGAACAAUCCCAGAAGAAAAAAUUAGAACAAUUAAGACAGAAAAGUCCAGGAGACAGAAAUAAACUAUCUCUUGCUGAAACAGAUUUACAGAAAGCCAGUGUUGAAGCAUCCAGAAUAUCAAAAGCUUUACAAGAACAAAUGGAUAAAUUUGAAAUGGAAAAGUUAAGAGAUAUAAAGAAAAUAAUGAUGGAUUUUGUAAAUAUUGAGAUGACAUUUCAUGCAAAGGCGUUAGAAGUAUAUUCACAGUGCUUUAAUAAUGUUGCUGCAAUAGACAUAGAUGAAGAUAUAGAGGAAUUUAGAGACAAAUUGAUACCUCCUAAUUCAGCAAUCAGGAUGAAUUUAGUUAGAUCUAAUUCUUACAAUUCUCUGAAUUCUAAUACAAAUAAUUCUGGUGGUGGAGUUACCCCUCCUGUUGUUGGUACACCAUCCACACAACCAAGAGGUCUCCAAAGGCAACAAUCUGCCCCAGUGCAACAGCAGACGACACCAACAAAACCACAUGUUCAUGCAUCACCUGCUAGUUUACGGUCACCAUCAAGGUCACAGUCAGCACAAUAUGGGUCCUCAACACACUCAACUCCGUCCAGAAGCAAUUCACUACCAAAUGCUCAACCUAAAAAACUGAUUCCAGUGUCCAAUGGUUUAAGAGGACAGAUUGAAGAUGACGACGACGAUGAAGAUGAUGAUGAUGAUGAUGAUGACGAUGAUGAUGAUGAUGAUGAAGAUGACGAUGAUGACGAUGAUGAUGAAUAUGAUGAUGAAACAACUGAAGCUACAACAGAACGUUCAGAAAAACCUAUACCUGGUGUACGACAAGUUCAACAAUACGAUCCUAAUGCUAAAACUAGAUUUGAUUCUAAAAAAUAAUGAAUGAUUUCAGAAACUAUGUAAUUCUGGUAGGGAUUUAGUUCAAACUAUAGUUAGUUAGUAAAUAAAUGUUACAUAUGAACUCUACAUGGAGUGAUUCAAAAACAAAGCAUUGACAUACACCAUUCUGUUUCUGCAGAGAUUUAGGGUAGGAGUUAUGAUGAAAAGUUCCCCUUUUAUGUUUUAAUACCAAUCACAUAAGAUAAGUUUAUGGUACUAAAAAGUUUAGUUAAGGAUGCAUUGAAAAUGACGACCUCCUUUAAGAGUGAUUUUUGUAGGAGUUGGAGCUAUAUAUUUGUUAUCUCAGCUGCAAUCCUUUUAUAUAUGUUGGGUGCAGUUUAUAUGAAUAUAUUUAAUACUUUCAUACCUUUAUGUUUAUUGGAAUCUUGGUGGUUCAUUAGAUAACAAUCCCAUUAAGGUAGUAAAUGACCAAUACCGGUAUAUAUGUAUAAGGAAGAGCAUUUUUUAUUCUUCAUAGUUUUGAAGAAAAAAAAAUUUGGGGAGGGAGGGGGGGGCUUAAUGAUGAACAAUACAAAUCCCACAUGAGAUCAGCACCAAGUUGGCCGCUAGCCUGGACUUCAGCAGCACUCUUUAAUAGAUAAUAUGGCUUUAAAUGUACAUAUGCUGCAAUAAUCAAUCAGUGGCAUAAACUGUUUGAAGUCUUUCAACAAUUUCUAUCAUGCAUUGCAAUAUGAAUGUUUCACUGCUGGCCCUCGAAUAUCAUAUUUGUCUGAUGUUUAUAUGUUCAAAUUAAAAUCCUCUACUACAAUUACAUAGUUUCUGAAUUAUUCUGUUGUAAUGCUUUGCAUUUACCUCACAAUAGAUUAAGGACAGUAUUAUUUGUUGCCUUGUUGAAUGUAAGUUAUUUAUAAAUUAAGCAUGAUUAAAUUGUUGAUGGUAUGAGCUAUUUUUUCAUGGUAAUAUUUCAGAAUUCAUACAAUGGACAUUUUAUUUUUGGAAUUUUUUCUUAAUUUUAUAUCUUUAUUUUCAUUUAUUUUUAUAAGUAAAUGGGAAAUUCUAAAUACUGGUACUUUCAUUUUUAUAUGAAUGCAUUAAAAAUAAAAUAUUCACUAUUUGUUCAUGUGUAAAUGAAAUUAUUGUCUUUUGUUGAUUCAUUAUCGUUGGAUAUUUUUACACUUAUGGUUACACAGUAAAUAAUCAACACGAUUUGCAUAUGUCAGGCACACAUUCUACACACUUUUUUUGAGUAAGUGCAUUUUACUACACAUGAUAUUAGUAAUUUUUUACUGUGUGUGUUAAUAAAAUUUUCAUGAUAAUUUGCAUGUAUAGAAGAUGUCAUUUUUCUUAUGCAAUUGAGAAAUUAAAAUAUUAUUUUUAUAUAUUUUUCGAUGCAGCUAAGGAAGAAGUAUUACUUUAAAAGUGAAUUUACAGCAUAAACUGUUACAUUCAUGUAUUAACCAAUUUUUCUGCAGAUGUUCAAUUUAUUUUAGAAUUUUUCAGUAGCUUUUUACAUGUAUGAUGUAAUAUUAUCUUUCGGUUGCCAAAGUUAUUGAUCUGCAAUUUUAAAAACCCAAUAUCAAAAAAAAUUCUGAAUAGAAUGAUCAGUUGCAAGAAAUUGUUUUAAUACAUGUAUGAUUUAUGCUGUGAGUUUCAUGUUUUGAUUAGAGCUAUAUCAUUAAACAUACAUGGUACCAGGGAAUGCACUUCAAAAUGGAGUAACCACUUAUAGAGGCAAAUUUAGAUUUACACUUACAUUUUCAUUGUACUUGACACCCACCCUUAGAUGAGAUUUCGAAAUGCGUUUCCUUUGUUCCAUGUAUGUUUAAAUCAUACUUUGCCUAGUACAUGAUAAGUUUCAGGAUAUUAUGUGAGUCCUUUAAGUUUGAAUCAUUAUCAAAACAUGUUCAAUUGGUUAUUUUAUUUCAUCUUUUUGAAUACAUGUACAUGUACAAUGCAUCUAGAUUUUUGAGAAAUAAUUGUAUCAGUGCUUGUUUUUGAGAUAAAAGCAUUAAAGAAAAAUAGAUUUUUUUUGGCAUGAAGGAUGGGCCUUGAUUUGUCAUAUGAAAUGUUUCAGUAGCAAUGAAUGUUAAAAUGUUUCAAAUAAAAAGGGAAAUAACAAGAAGUUCAAAAUAUUUUACUAUAAGUUUGUUUUGGAUAAUAUUUCAUCAAAUUAUGGAGAUUUUAAUGGUUGCUUGGAAAUUUUUUCCAAGAAAAAACACAGAGAGGUUAAAGGAAAAGUAAACAUCCUUAAUCUUGGCCAUGGAGAGUCCUUCACCAAUAAAAUUGUGUGUAUGUCUAGAGAGUUGCAUUAAGCCCAAACAAUUAAACAAACAGUAUUGUUGAAAAUGGUGAAUUGUAAUAAAUGUUUGUUAUAAACAUUUUCAAAAUGCAGUGUCAGGUGUUUUUUUUGUUGAAUUGUUCAGUUAUGUGGUAAUUUUAUGAAUCCGUCCAUAUUGUGCCAUUCGUGAAUAUUUGUAGUUAGAAUUAUUUAUUCCUCAAAUUUUAAAUUUUUCUUGUUAAAGAAAAAAAAAUGUAGGUUGUAUGUAGCGUUUGCACCAAUACUUAUUCUUGUAAAUCAUGAAUAUGCAGUUGAAAUCCAAAUUUCCACAAGCUAGUUUUGUUAAACUGGAUAAACAUAUAUAUUCCUGAGUAUUACUAAAUAUAAAAUACUUUUUUAGAUUUCUUUGAGAGAUUACAUUUAUGUUUAUUAUGGUCUCUAUAUAUGCAGUGAAGGAAUAUAGAUUUACUGUGGGAUGUAUUUUAUCUAGUCAUCUAGUUUUUCAGCCAAAUUUGGGUAACUUUUGGCCAAAAUGUUGAGCUUCAAUGAUGGAUGUAAAGUUUUGCCUUAUAGUCUAUAUCUAGAAUACCUGUUGUUAUUCUACUGUAUCAAUCAAACUUCACGUCUUAGUAGUUUUGUUUGAAAUUUCACACAGUGCUAGGGUAUGUCUUGUAUUUGCAGUGAGUUGCAAGAUUUUGUUCCAUGAUGAAGGCCUCACUCUGACUUUUCUUUCAAGAAAAAAAAAACAAUCAAUGCACAAGCACAUGCAAGAUAUUUGUUCAUGUGCACAUCUGAUCAAUCUCUCUAAAUACUAGUUGUAAGAAGGUUUUUUUCAACAUUUGAACAUUUUUUUUUUUUUGUAAACAAUAUUUAUUAUGUGUCAUUGAUGAUUUUGUUUUAGCUAAUUUAACUGGUAAGUGAUUGGUUUACAUCGUUAUUUGAGUCAUUUUGAUCAUAAGAUAUGUUUAAGACAUUAGUGAGUUAGUUUAGCACUGUUCAGCAACAUGUGGUGCACGAUGUAAUGCACUUUUAGACUUUUGUUAAAUUUUGAAUAGGUCCAUUUCCAAGAAAUGUAUUGUCAUAUAUCAAUUAUAUUUUUUUAUUACAGUUUUCUUAUAUGGUACAAUGCUGUUCAGCUAAAUUUGGAUCACAAUUUACACCAUUUUUCUCAAAGUUUUCUUUUUUGAAGGGACAUUCUUACACAUCCUUGUACUUUGGUCUUUGGUUGUUAGUUGUCUCUAUAGCAAACCUACCACAUCCUUAUUUUAAUGAUAAUAUAAGUUUCAUGUACAAGUUUAAUGAAAAAACACACAAAAAAACAGAUUAUAUGCAUUUAUAUAUAUAUAUUAUCCCAUUAGGCAUUAAUUUCUUGAUAUGAUAACUGGUAUGCAUCUUGUUUUUUUCUUUCAUCUGAUUCAUAAAAUAUAUCUAUUUUUAUAUAUUUUUAUCUAGAUCUGUUAUUUAUCUUAUAUUGUUAACAUAUAAAGUUCACUAAAAUGUACAGCCUUUUUUUUUUUUACAAGUUCUGAAAACCAUAUAAUGUGGAAUCAUUUACAAUCUUGGCUAGCAAAUUUCGUAGAUUGAUGAAAACGUGCAUUUUCGUGGAUAUUUGAUUUUCUGGUUUUGCAAAACAUGCAAAAGUCUGUGUACAAGCUUAAGAAAAAAAUUUAUUAUGUUAAACAUUUAAAUUUGUAGUUCACCUAUACCCGCAAAAUUUGGUAUCCCACAAAAAUAAUGAAUACACAAUACCACCUUUCAUGCAUUGUAGCUUUUUCUUAAACCUGUAAAUUUAAUUACAGUAAAACAUAGUUGACUGAAACAAAAAAUGCAUAAGCAGCGUGUAGUCAUCUUUAAAAUAGCUAUAUGUACUCUAGUUGGUAAAAGAUGAAGUAGUUUAUUAGUGUUACAGAAGAAUCCCUCCAAUCAUAUCUCUCAUACAAAUCACUGAAAAUGAAAAACCUGGUAAUGGUUUAAUUGGCAUCAUGAUUCCAGGAGCCGUCCCUUAAUAAAUAGCCUUUUUUAAAAUCAUCUCAUUUGAAAAACUCCAGGGGAAUAUUGAAAUGAUAGCAAAGGUCCCUGCAGGAAAGAGGAGCAAAUCAAUUGAUCAUCUUGUUAUUUUUUUUUCACAUCUUACAAAUUAAUAAUUACACAUUUUUGCAUUAAGUUGCCGGCAGAAAACUAUAAUGAUAACUUUUUUUUUUACAUUUGAUUUAUUUACAAAAUUUGAUUCUUAAGAGCACAGAUGUAGCCUGAUCAACAUCUUAGCAAAGAAUUUCACACAGUGCUAGGGGAUGUCUUGUAUUUGCAGUGAGUUGCAAGAUUUUGUUCCAUGAUGAAGGCCUCAAGAAAAAAAAGCAAUCAAUGCACAAGCACAUGCAAGAUAUUUGUUCAUGUGCACAUCUGAUCAAUCUCUCUAAAUAGAAGUUGUUUUUCAACAUUUGAAAAUAUUUUUUUUGUAAACAAUAUUUAUUAUGUAUCAUUGAUAUUCUUUCAGCUAAUUUAACUGGUUAGCGAUUGGUUUACAUUGUAAUUUGAGUCAUUUUGAUCAUAAGAAAUGUUUAAGACAUUAGUGAGUUAGAUAUGAAAAA